GGCUUUUGCGAAAUACGUAUAGAUUUUGCAAUAUUUGAGUGCAAAUCAUGUGAACGACGGGUCAUAUCGUGCUUUGCGUUCAAUAAAUGCUAUACUAAUCACUCGUUUGUCUCUAUUUUGACAUUUAGUCCACACUUUUGACCGAAAAUCCACUCUUGAAGACAUUGACUGCAUAUUUGAUAAUAGAUUUAAGGACUGAAUAGAGAUCUAGUGAUCAGACAAUGACUUCCAAUAAUAAGAUGUUUGAGAAGUAUCUUCGAGAGAAGGCGUCGCUAAUGAGGGCCAGUCUUAGGGAUCAGGACUUCAUCGCUGAGGUCAGGAAGGAGUGGAAGAUGAUGACACAGAAUGAGAAGCAGCUCUCGACUGAGCCAUCAGUGAGUGGAUCGGAUGAGACCCUCUCUGCCAUCAAAGACAUGGACGACGACGGGUUCGUCGAGGAAUACAGAGAAAAGAUGGUCAAAGAGUUGGUUCAAUACAAGUCCAAAGAGGCGUUGAUGGACGCGAAGAUAUAUCUGAUGUCAUCCAACAUCCAAUGCGUUGUCCGCAACACAUACCCUCCGCUGGAAAUUGGUUUCGUUGAGUACACCAUCAGAGGAGGCAUUCAGCGGAUUCAUCACAAGUUCAUGGAUUUGGGAGACAUUCCCUCCGGUUAUGCGUGGAGUGCUAUAAAUCACAUGCAGUCGACCCACAAGAUUCCGCUCAAGAACUUUGAAUUGGCGUCAAAGGACUUCGCGGCCAUCGGUGACGGCAUUCUCGACUUCUUAGAGCCGAGUCGUGUGCCGAUAGUUGGCGUCGAGAAGUCGGGACAUCCGUUGAUAGUGUUCUCUCUGUGGGACCAAAUGGAUCAAAACGAAGGGGCACUCAAAUGGUUGGCCAACAAGUGCUGCGAAGGCAUGGAUUGGAAUAUACGCGUAUUGGACGUGUCUUUGCUUCUGAAGGCAAUCUACUCGGCGGUAGCCAUCACUCAACCGCUGGUCGUCUGUCGCCACAAAUUGUCGACCGCUUCCUUCGACUACAGUCUCGACACUGACUGUCAUUUCCACGAUGAGCUCCAGACCAUACACUGCGCUCAGGGCGUCGCCAAACGCAUCGCGUACGCCCUCUCACUGUCAUUCUUCGGGGUCUUCCGAUUCAAACUACUGCCAACUCAUCUGCCGUCCCGUGAGCUCAAGAAGUAUUCGUAUUUCGGGUUCAUUGAAGACGGCCUUCAAAAUCUUGGUUUGGGUGACGAGAAUCUGGAGCCCAAUAACUAGGGUCACGAGACUUCAUCGGACACUACAUCUGGCAUUUGAUCCUCUCUUCGUUAGACUAAUUAUUAGUCACUAAUAGCUC
Oppiella nova is the source of this 1332-nucleotide messenger RNA. The record is from the annotation of a GenBank genome assembly. NCBI's taxonomy places the organism in Eukaryota, Metazoa, Arthropoda, Arachnida, Sarcoptiformes, Oppiidae.